AAAAAAAAAGAAACAAUGAAGAAGCAAGUUUUAUUUAUUGCUUUUCAGUUUAUUACUUUCCUUUUCAUUUCUUUAGGUGUCGAAGCUCAGACAUGCGAUUCUAGUGGCAACAUAACAGGCAAAACUCCCCCACCGGGGCAGUGUAACCAAGAGAACAACGCCGAGUGUUGCGUAGAAGGCGAAGUUUACAAGACAUACACUUGUUCACCGCCGGUGUCCAGCAACACACCCGCGACCCUAACAAUUAACAGCUUCCAGGAAGGCGGGGAUGGCGGCGGCCCAUCGAAAUGUGACAACCAAUAUCACUCGGAUGAUGAACUUGUGGUCGCACUCUCGACGGGUUGGUUCGGCCAGAGUAGUCGAUGCAGUAAGUUCAUCAACAUCAACGGGAAUGGAAAAACCGUGAGGGCGUUGGUAGUCGAUGAAUGUGACUCUCAGGUAGGGUGUGACGAGGAGCAUGCUUAUCAGCCACCGUGCGGUAAUAAUAUUGUUGAUGGCUCGAAAGCAGUUUGGACGGCUCUGGGAGUGCCCGAAAGCGAGCAGGGUGAAAUAGAUGUUACCUGGUCCGAUGCCUAAGUCUUCGAUUUCACCGUAUUA
Messenger RNA from Hibiscus syriacus, 597 nucleotides. Its product is annotated as putative ripening-related protein 1. The transcript has a single exon. The record is from RefSeq and is a predicted model, not a curated record. Bases 16 to 576 code for a protein of 186 amino acids. NCBI's taxonomy places the organism in Eukaryota, Viridiplantae, Streptophyta, Magnoliopsida, Malvales, Malvaceae.